AUGUUUGCUCAGCGGACCAGGAAUACCUUUCGCUCACCCGUGGAUCUUUUGCACCACACGAUCGCGCAAGCCCGCGAAUCCCUGGUCAAUGUGCAAGAACCCUUUCGGGACGAUGAGGACGGCAGCGGGCGCGCUUCGCUUUCUGACGGGGCUCCUAUGCAGGAUCUCUCGCGUCGCGCUAGUCUCUGCGGUGAGCAAUCGGGCGACGACGAUGCAGCGACAGACAAUACAGAAGUCAGCCUUAGUGACAUGUUGCGCCAGAAUAGCAAUGAAUCGACAUUGCCAUUCCACAAGCAUGACUUGUCUUGGGAACGUCCAGAAUCGCGACAGUCACGCAUCCUGCGCAUCCUAUUUCAGCCAGUCACCUUGUUGCUCGUGACAUCAGUCAUUUACGCGGCAUCCUCUACCAUGACAUUUGUUCUCGAUCGAUUCAUUCUCUAUCAGGCCAUGUUCAAGUUUCCCUACCCGCUCGUCAUGCUCCUAGCGCAAUUGAUGGCUUGCGAACUGCUCGUCUUGCUCUGGGUCGGUGCCUCUGCACUGCUCACAGAUUCCUUUCCAUCUCUAGCAAAUACGACGUGCAUCGCCAACCCAAUCAAGUACGAUUUGAGCAUGCUCAGACAGCUUCUUCCUGUCUCGCUCACCUAUCUCGUGGGGCAUGUCACCAUCAUUUCAUGCUUGGAGUAUGUGCCAAUGAGUCUCUGCGUCGCUUUCUUUAGUCCCAUGGUACUCUUGGCACUGCUCAUUACCAGAGCUUUCAAUGAUGAACAACACUACGACAGAAGCAUUGCGCUUGUUGCCGCCAUCAUGGGUGUUGGCCAAGCACUCGCUAGCUUGUCUGCAAAAUCUACCAGCAUGAGCCACUUUCAUCCACUCGGCUUGCUAUGUGGAAUCAUCGCAUGCAUCGCCAUCCCUCUCAAUGUCGCUCAAUUAAAAAAAGUCUCACCAAUGUUGGACUUUCAAGUAUCGCAGCUCUUGCACUGCGUCUUGACGACCUCCAUCCUGGCACUCUUGCCAUUCAUCAUGAUCAGCGGUGAAAUCUUCGACGCCUACACCAAUUGUCCCUUCUUCUUCGAACUUGGCUUUUGGGCAUGGAUCCUACCAAACUUGUUGUUGGCUGGGAUUGAGUGCAUUUCGAGCUUUGUGCUCGUUUCCUUUACAACGCCAUUGACAUUCAGCGUCCUGAUGGCUGCAAAAACGACCCUUGUGCAACUACCCAUUUUUGAGGGACUCAAGACAUUUGGAACAUUGGCUGGAACACUCAUGACGGUUGCUGGGCUCGUUGCCUAUCUCUAUCUCAUUAAUCAGCAUCGGCCCAAAUUCGGUCUCAUCUGGCUCCACUAG
Molecule: messenger RNA, 1341 nt
Organism: Protomyces lactucae-debilis
Lineage: Eukaryota; Fungi; Ascomycota; Taphrinomycetes; Taphrinales; Protomycetaceae
Exons: 1
Coding region: 1-1341 (446 amino acids)
Cellular component (GO): Golgi apparatus
Molecular function (GO): antiporter activity
Source: RefSeq, a predicted model, not a curated record